CGUUCAGAGAGAAGACAGCGGAGAAGCCUGAGAGACGACGACACAAUCACAAUGAUUUCAACACAGAGAGUGCGUGAUCUGAGGAUUGUUCUUCUGGGUAAAAGUGGAUCAGGAAAAAGUGCCACAGGAAACACCAUCCUGGGCAGAGACGCAUUUGAAGUUGUAGAUUUUAUAAACUCAGCCAAUAAAUUGUGUGAGAAACACGAAGGAAAAGUGGAUGGAAAGACCAUCUCUAUAAUUGACACUCCAGGACUAUUUAAUACAGCUGUGACAAAACAGCAACUGAAGAAUGAAAUACAAAAGUGUAUAUUCAUGUCUGCUCCAGGUCCUCAUGUGUUUUUGCUGGUGCUAAAGCUGGGUGUGAGAUUCACAGAAGAGGAGAGAGACGCAGUCAAAUGUAUUAAGGAGAACUUUGGAAAAGAAGCUUUGUGUCGUACUAUCAUUCUGUUCACUCACGCUGAUCAGCUAAAGGGAAAGCCUGUGGACGAGUACAUCAAUAAAAGCAGCAAUUUAAUGGAAAUCGUUGACAGCUGUGGAGGCAGAUAUCACUCAUUCAACAAUGAGGACAGAAAGAGUCAAGAGCAGGUCGCAGAACUGAUGAAAAAGAUUGAUGCAGUGAUGGAAGAAAAUGAAAUGAAUCAUUACACUCUUGAGAUGUUUAAUACAACUCAGAAAAAGAAAGAGAUAAAAAUGGCAAAGGCUGCAUGUGGCAUUGCAGUGCUGGGAAUUGGAUUUCUAGGGUCAGUGAAAAUAGCAGGCAUGAUAGCAACAGCAAUUUCAGGAGGAGCAGUUGUAGAAAAAACUGCAUUAAGUGCGUUGGCAGCCACAGGAGAAGCUGUAGAUAAAGUUGUAGCUGGUAUAGAAAAAGGAUUAACAACUGCAAGUGAAGCAGUUACAAAAAAAGCAGUAGCAGCUGUAGAAAAAGCAGUAGAAAGUGCAGGAGAAGCAGCUGCAAGAAAAGCAGUAGCAUCUUUAGAAAAAGCAGUAGAAACUGCAGGAGAAGCAGCUGCAGCUAAAGCAGUGUCAUCUAUAGAAGCAGCAGCCGGAGAAGCAGUGCAGACAUCUGGAGCAGGAGCAGGAGUCGCAGGUACGGCUCUGGUAUCAGCGAUGUGCGCAGGAGCAGCGAGAGCGGUAGCAGCUGCAGGGAAAGUGGCCACAUCUGGAAGAGUAUCUGUAGUGGCUGCAGUGGCAGCAGCAUUUGGAGGUGCAGCUGUUAUAUUAAUAUCAGCACUCAAAAAAUAA
Messenger RNA from Rhinichthys klamathensis goyatoka, 1242 nucleotides. RefSeq names its product GTPase IMAP family member 7-like. NCBI's taxonomy places the organism in Eukaryota, Metazoa, Chordata, Actinopteri, Cypriniformes, Leuciscidae. The transcript is spliced from 2 exons. Gene Ontology annotation, molecular function: GTP binding. The record is from RefSeq and is a predicted model, not a curated record. Bases 52 to 1242 code for a protein of 396 amino acids.